This is a messenger RNA of Caenorhabditis elegans, 978 nucleotides long. NCBI's taxonomy places the organism in Eukaryota, Metazoa, Nematoda, Chromadorea, Rhabditida, Rhabditidae. The record is from the annotation of a RefSeq genome assembly.
AUGCACGCGGCUCUCAGAUUUGGAGAGUAUUUCGGAUGUAUUUUUACGGAAAUUUCAAAUCUUGUUUUGCUAUAUCUGAUUAUUACAAAGACUCCAAAAAGCUUCGGGUCUUACAAGUAUCUGAUGAUGUCAUAUGCGUUGGACUCAUUGAUUUAUGGACUCGUGGAGGUUCUUACGCUACCGGAAAGAGUAAUUCAUGCCAGCGGAGCCAGUGUCUACCUCUUCGUGGAUAGCUUCCUCCGAUAUGAAAAAUGGAUCGCAAACCCUCUCGCAGCACUAUACGCGUGCAGUUUUGCCCUUUGCAUCACCCUCCUAGCCUCUCAUUUUGUAUUUCGGUACAUUGCGGUUUGCCGACCACACGAUCUCCACCAUCUUGAGGGCUGGAAGAUGUGGAAGAUUUACGUAAUCCCGAUUAUUAUCACUAUUCUCUGGUACCUAGUACACGGCUAUUUUUGUGGUCCAACCGAGUUUAAGACCGAGCUUGUUAGGCAAGAAAUAUGGGAUAAUUAUCAGGUGGAUUUUGGGAGCGUCGGCUACUUUGGGUUCUUGUAUUUUUACACCGACAAUACAGGCGUCUCCAGAGCUAACUGGAUAGAUUUUCUUGGCACCGCAACAAACUGCACGGUUAUGACAAUUUGCACGAUGGUUAUGACAAUAAGCGGGUUGAAAACCUACAAGAAGAUUAAUGAUAAUAAGAGAACUAUUAGUAAACGGACGAAAGAGCUGAAUAAGCAGUUGUUUAGGACUCUGGUUAUACAGACCAUAAUCCCAAUAUUCACAUUGUUCUUCCCUGUCGGAGCGAUCAUAGUGCUCCCAAUUUUCUCUAUUCCAAUUCCAACUUCUGUAUCAAAUGUGGUAACAAUGACUAAUGGUGUAUAGGGAUGCAGUGUUUUGUAAAACAAGGAAACUAGUCGGAUCGCUGAGUGUGAUGACACCUGUGAAAAAUAAUUCAUUGAAUAAUAAUACGAUGUCGUAGUA